Molecule: messenger RNA, 4253 nt
Organism: Microbotryum saponariae
Lineage: Eukaryota; Fungi; Basidiomycota; Microbotryomycetes; Microbotryales; Microbotryaceae
Source: the annotation of a GenBank genome assembly
AUGGACAGCUCUCCCGCCUCGCCUUUGGCCCCCAGGGAUCCCAGCUCCCCUGAAUCUUCGAUCGGCGAACAAAUCGCCACUCUACAGGCCCAGCUUGCCGCUCUGCAGGCCUCGCAACCCGCCGCCGCCGCAGCCGCCGCACCCCCGGCCGUCACCGUCGUGCCGGGGAACGCCGCCACCGCAUCCAAGGUCGUGUUUCCCAAGCACGCUCGUCUGGACGGCCCCAAGUCGUUCACCAACUGGUUGCGUCAACUCCGUCUUGCACUCCCGAACCAGGUUCGUGGUUACGUUCUCGACGGUGUCGUUCCCCCGACCUGGACCGCCGACCAGCUUGCCGCACGUGACGACGCCGCCCGGGAAAUCAUCGUUGGCUCUAUCGACUCCGCCGACGUAUCGGCCACCCUCGACGCCAUCCCCAGCGACGACCUGUCGGCACCGCGCAUCUUUGCCGCUCUCAAGGCUCGUUUUGCACCGGACGACGCUACACGCACUCUCGAGUUGUUCGCUCGCCUUUGGGACUUCAGGAAGAUGCCUGCCUCCGUCGAGGCCUACGACACUUGGCUACGCGAGUACAUGUCGAUUGCUCAGGAAAUACGCGACGCCAAAACAUCGCUCAACGACGUGCUCGCCACCCACGUGCUCGCCAUGGUCCCGUCUUGCCUCGACAGCUUCCGACUCACGUUCACGGACGAGCAGCGAAACCGACGCGACCUUCCCGAACUCACGACGCUUACGGACCGCAUUCGCAUCCAGCUUCGUUCGGCAGGACUCUCGACCUCGCAUUCGGCCAUGCUUGCCACCAGCUCCCCCUGCCCCGCCUGCCGCGCUCCCGGUCACCGCCUGCGCGACUGCACUUCACGUGCGAAGCACCCGCCCACCGGCCCCUGCCGCCGAUGCCACAAGAAAGGUCACUGGGCACUCGACUGCAAGAACCGGGGUGAACAGGCACGUAGCAGCGACGACACCCAGGACGACACGUCUUCCUCCGCGGCCUCGCAACCGAACGUCGGCUAUUUCGCCUCCUGCCUCUUCGCUCGUCGCCAACUCCCAACUGACGCCUUUGUAGUCGAUUCGGGUGCCACGACACACAUGGUCGCCGACCGAUCUCUAUUCACGACUUAUCGUCAGACGGCACACACCAAGAUCGGCGGCAUCGCGGGCGGCAUCACGGCUAUCGGCAUGGGGGACGUGGCAUUCGUCGCCAAGACUGGACACCCGAUCUAUGAAGGAACAAUAUACCACUGCACCAAAAGGCGAGGCACCUCUACUUCAGUGAGCGCAUAUUGUCCUAGAAGUGAGAUGGAGCGAAGUUCAACACCCCCCUGUGCGCGAAGCUGAAGAGCUUGUGGCAGUGGGUGCGGCUGUGAGGCAACUGGGCAUGUUGAUCAGGUCGCUUGGGCAAGUGCAGCUUGGGCACUGUGAGCACUGUCGAUGCGCCAGGGUGCUUGGCACGCUGCUGGGCAAGUGCGGGGGCCGGGACGCUGAGUGUAUGCGCGCAAAAUUGCCUGACCCCAGGGGGGAUUGAACUCAUGACCUGCUGGUUGCUCUGGGCUCAUAACCUAUGAAGGAACAAUAUACCACUGCACCAAAAGGCGAGGCACCUCUACUUCAGUGAGCGCAUAUUGUCCUAGAAGUGAGAUGGAGCGAAGUUCAACACGAUCACGCUCCGUGGUGUUCUUCACACGCCUGGCCUACACGUCAACCUCCUCUCUGUCUCUCGCCUCUGCGACACCGACCGCGUUCGUCUCGCCUUCACCAGCGACGGCAUCGACAUCGCCAAGGACGGCCGGGCCAUUGCUCACGGUACCAGGGUCAACGACGGUCUUUACCUUUUGGACGCGGAUCACACCAAGUGCCAGCAUCUUGCCUUCCUCUCACGCUCUGAGUCUCCCGUGCCCCUGCUUACCCUACACCGCUGCCUCGGCCAUCUUGCCCCAUCCUCUAUACAGAAGAUGAUUGCUGCAGGUUUGCUGGACGGGUUUGGGGCCGGGUACAGUGACAAAGACGUAGAGGAGUUUGUUUGCAAUGCUUGCCUUGGUUCCAAAGGUCACCGCCUUCCCUUUCCCGACUCUGAGUCGCAUUCCGCCGAGAGACUUGGCCUCGUGCACAGCGACGUCCUGUCGUUCCCCACUCCGUCCUUGACCGGGAAGCGCUACCUUGUCACGUUUCUAGACGACCACUCUCGCAAACUCUGGGCAUAUGCGAUCGAUCACAAAAGCGAUGUUUUCCCGACCUUCCAGACUUGGCUCGCCGAAGUGGAGUUAGAGACGAACGCGCGGUUGAGGAUCCUUCGAACCGACAAUGGCGGGGAGUACCGAUCAAACGCAUUCACGGAGUUCUGCAAAUCCAAGGGCAUUCGUCGUCAAUACUCUAUCCCUUACACGCCUCAACAAAACGGUCGCGCCGAACGUGUCAACCUCUCCAUCGUCGAGGGCGUCCUCGCUCUCCUUGCGGACGCCCGUCUGCCGGCCACCUUUUGGGAUGAAGCGGCUGCGUAUUUCGUUUAUUGCAAAAACAGGUGCUCACACUCAGCUUUGGCCAAACAGACUCCAGAAUCCGUUUGGAACGGCCAACGCACCACCGCCACCGCCCUCCACCCGUUCGGCUGCACAGCCUGGCUCACGGUCGCCCCGGACCUUCGCAGCAAGCUCGACCCCAAGGCCGCGCGCGUGAUCUUCACAGGUUACGACCUCGCCUCCAAAGCUUUCCGUUUCUUUGACCAUUCCAUCAACAAGAUUGUACUUGGUCGCAAUGCCACCUUCCUCGACGACGACUUCCCCGGCCUGCCAGUCACCACGCCCGUCGAUGCAGACGACACCGACCGUCAGUUCGUCGUUCCCGCCGACACGCCCGCCCCUGCCGUCAAGACGAGGACCCCACUAGUAAGGUCGGCGCACAUGGACGUCUCAUCCUCCCUUGAUGAUUCUGCCAUGAGCGCCGUUGACGUGGCCCCAGGGUACACUGGCGGAACCUUACUUAAUUCCACAGAUACCGAAUCGUCCUCGUCACCGUCUCCUGAGCCGUCCUCGUCACCGUCGCCCACAAACCCUUUGUCACCGUCGCCUGCGCUGUCACCGUCGUUGGCAGCGUCAUCGUCACCCUCGGUCUCACCGACCGACUCUGACUACUCCGCCGACCCUCUGGACCUCAUCGGCUCACAGACCCCGACUCGCCUUGGCCCACCGGACGUGCACCGCCCAGACUUCAGCACGUACCGUGAGCCCGCAUCGGCUGAGGAGUCGCCCGACGAACUCGACAUCAUUGGGCGUCACUCGCGCGAUGAAUCGCCGGAUGAAAUCGAUUUCCUCACCCAACACCACCGCGCCUUCAUCGCCACAGACGACGACGACCCCACCCUCGACGCCAUCGAGCCCGUCAAAUCGAUCACUAGCGACCCCCAGACCUGGCGCGAAGCAAUGUCCAGCGACGAGCACAACAUCUGGGCUGAGGCCGCCGCCGCCGAGUUCACCGCCAUGCGCGACGACUUCAAGGUGUUCACCAUCGAGCCUCGCUCAUCUGUACCGCCGGGCGCCACCAUCGUCACCUCCAAAUUCGUCUGGAAGACCAAGCGCAACGCAAGCGGUGAAGUCACGGGGCGGAAGGCACGUCUUGUAGCGCAGGGUAACCGACAGCGCGACGGCAUCGACUUCUCAGAAACCUUCGCACCCGUCGCCCGUUUCUCCUCCAUUCGCUGCCUCCUGGCUCUUGCCGCUGCCAAUGGCUACCACGUUCAUCAGGCCGACAUCGACAAGGCUUACCUCCACGGCGAGCUCGAUCAUGAUAUCUGGAUGACGACACCACGCGGUUUCGACUUCCCGAGCGAUAAGGUUCUCCGGCUGCGACGCUCAAUCUACGGUCUCAAGCAGGCCGGUCGCAUCUGGAAUCGUCACAUUGACACAUCACUCAGGAAUCUGGGGUACAAGGCAACAGGCACUGAUCACUGCAUUUACUCUUGCAUUGACGAUCAGCAGCGGCCUCACUAUAUCGCCUUGUAUGUCGACGACCUCCUCAUUGUCAGUCCAGCCCUCGACGAGAUCGAACGUGUCAUCUCCGGCCUUGAACAGCGGUACGGCGUCAAACGACUCGGCCCCGCGGAGUACAUCCUCGGAAUCCAAAUACGCCGCCUGGACGACGGUUCCAUUGCUCUAUCCCAGGAGCGCUACAUCAUGGACGUGCUGGCCCGUUUCCACUUCGACACCACGACACGCGGCACUACGGUGCCGAUGACGCCCGGCCUCUCGCUCACGGCAUGA